Messenger RNA from Brassica napus (rape), 999 nucleotides. Its product is annotated as S-protein homolog 4-like. The transcript has a single exon. NCBI's taxonomy places the organism in Eukaryota, Viridiplantae, Streptophyta, Magnoliopsida, Brassicales, Brassicaceae. The record is from RefSeq and is a predicted model, not a curated record. Bases 63 to 533 code for a protein of 156 amino acids.
GUUGUUAUAUAUAUCAAUGCAAAAGAAACAAAGAUCAUUCACAACAUUCAAUUCUUAAAGAAAUGGCAAAUAUCCAAAGAACACAAGUUCUUGUGGUAAUGAUAAUAUCUCUACUCAUCCAAAUAUCUCUCUUACAAGCUGAAACCAUUGCUUCAGAUGUUCAUCCAAAUAUCUCUACUCUCAAAUCAAUAGUGAGGAUAACAAAUCGCCUCGGUGAUGGUUCGAUAUUAAACCUCCACUGUAAGUCCCCAGACGACAAUCUCGGUCUCAAAAUACUAGCUCCGAAUAAGUCUUGGUCAUUUACGUUUAGACCAAAUAUUUGGGGGACGACAGUAUUUUACUGUCAUUUCACAUGGCCUCGAGGACACUCAACACACUUUUAUAUAUACGAUGAUAUCAGAGAUGGUGUUCAUAGGGGUAUUCCUUGUAUCUACUGUUUCUGGGAUAUAAGCAAAGAUGGGCCAUGCAGGUUCAACGAAGUAACUGAUGCUUUUGAUAUAUGUUAUUAUUGGAACGGCGAUCCAAAACAAUAGUUUUGUCUUAUUAUUAUUAUUCGUGUGCUUUUUUAACUUUUUAUUUUCUUGUGUUGCGCGAUUUUUUUAAUAAAGAAUGAAUGUUUCAUAAUCGUUUGGGAAAGGUACAAGGAAACAAAAUAUAAGAUACGAAAUAUAUCAAUUAAUUAAAUAUAAUCAUUUAUUUCAUUUAGAUCAUUUCAACUUGGAUUUACGUUUAUGAGUAAUUAUGAAGAAAAACAUGUAUGGCAGUGUGUUAAACAUUAAUAGGAAAUGAAAUUGGCCAGCGAAUUGUUUGUGUAAUCAAUAUUCAAAAAAAAAAAAAUCGUUAGAUGAUAAUUAGAUGCUUUGUAAAAGAUUAUCUUCUAUUCGAACACCUAAAUGAUGUCUAGACCAAUAUAUUUCAAAAUCACAGUAGAAUAUUGGUUUCACUUAUAAAUGAUUUAGCGCCUACCUAAACGAAUAUUAGAUGUCAUCUUAAUCAAUU